Musa acuminata subsp. malaccensis (wild Malaysian banana) is the source of this 759-nucleotide messenger RNA. Its product is annotated as protein SODIUM POTASSIUM ROOT DEFECTIVE 2-like. The record is from RefSeq and is a predicted model, not a curated record. Lineage: Eukaryota; Viridiplantae; Streptophyta; Magnoliopsida; Zingiberales; Musaceae. Gene Ontology annotation, molecular function: metal ion binding.
UCUCUCUCUCUCACUAUCACUCUCAAUGGAGGGUAUCUUGGAAGCAAAUGAAACAAGGGAGGCUGUUUCUUGAAAGCUUCAGCUGGCUCUUACAGAGUCGAUCGCUGGUAGCUUUGCAGUGACCGUACGUGACAAGGCCGGAUGGGGAGAUCAGCCCUCGUGAGGGUGCUGGAUUGUUUGUCGCUCGCGGUCUCCCCGGGUUCUUGUGUUUGCAUGAACACUUGGGAGGAGGAAGAGGAGGAUGGCUUUGAGGAGAAGUCACUGAUCAAAAGCCAUGUGGAGCAGGUUUUGAAGAUCAAAGACGUUCUUGACGGGGGGAAGACGACGCUGGCUUUUCAUCUGGAGCCCAAGACCGUAGUGCUGAGGGUGUCGAUGCACUGCAAUGGUUGCGCGAGAAAGGUUGAGAAGCACAUAUCAAAGAUGGAAGGAGUGACCUCCUUCCAAGUGGACUUGGCGAACAAGAAGGUGGUGGUGGUGGGAGACAUCACUCCCUUCGAAGUCCUGAAAAGCGUGUCAAAGGUCAAGUUUGCAGAGCUGUGGCUGACCUGAACACGGUCAUCAAAAUCCAGCAAGACAUUUGGCCUCAGAUCUUCUCUACAUUUUCCUUUUUCCUCUUCAUUUUGUACUGUAUGUGGGGGGAAAAGCACCGAAAGAGCUAAAGACAUGGUGGUGGGUGUUGUCAUCGUCGUUGGUGAUGAUUCAUUGACUAUGAAAACAUGGUUUCAUGGUUCAAUCAAUGCUGAAGGAUUGGCAAUGGCA